UUUCAUUUUUGCUGGCAACUACCAUGCUCUCCGUCAUUUCUCGCGCUCCAGGCAUUCGUUCUCGACCUCUUUCAUGGUCUCGAGCUCGCGCCCUGCACGUUUCUCCAGUGCGGUCAUCUGGUCAUGGCGUGUACACGACUGAACAUGCUGUCCCGUUCUCCUUCAAGAACAGACCUCUUUUCGCUACAAAGAUUGUAGCAUUCCUUGGGUUCGGUUUUGCCCUACCCUUCAUCGCUGGAGUCUACCACAUCAAUAAGAAGUAAUUGCUUCUUGUUACUCGCCCGCGUUUGGACAUAGAUGGGAUAGAAGCAUAGAUUAUAGAUAUACUCUAAAUCAUUGUGGACACGGAUAGAAUAAUACACCCUUAUCAUUGCUAAG
Desarmillaria tabescens is the source of this 378-nucleotide messenger RNA. RefSeq lists its product as uncharacterized. Lineage: Eukaryota; Fungi; Basidiomycota; Agaricomycetes; Agaricales; Physalacriaceae. The transcript is spliced from 3 exons. The record is from RefSeq and is a predicted model, not a curated record. Gene Ontology annotation, biological process: mitochondrial electron transport, cytochrome c to oxygen. The coding region runs from base 24 to 263 and encodes 79 amino acids.